AGAGAGAGAGAGAGCCCAUUCCAUUCCACAUCACUGUUUGUCUCUCCAAACAACCGUUCUCAAUGGCCCUCAACUACCUCUUACUGGCAUGCUCUCUCCUCUCCCUAUCACUAGCCGUUUGUGCCCAUGUGGGACCCACCACUUAUGGGUAUGGCCCACAAUCAGACGUUGGGUAUCCAAAGGCUGAUGAAGACAAGCACAUCACGAGCGUCGGCGUGCGAGGGGUUGUGCAGUGUCGAUCAGGCCUCAAGCUCGGCCCUCUUCAAGGAGCUGUGGUGAGAGUGACUUGCAUGGGCUAUGAUGAAAAUGGCCAUGAGCUGGCUCCCUACACUACCUUAUGCGAAGCGACCGACAAAAAUGGCUACUUCUUCAUGGCGUUGGCUCACUCAGAAAUGGACUGUCUUUCAGAGUGCAAGGCGUACCUCGAAUCCUCACCGUCAGAGACAUGCAACGUUCCCACCAAUGUUAACAAUGGAAUGAGCGGUGCGCUUCUAGGUUCUUAUGGUCUUCUCAAUGACAAGAAGAUGAAGCUAUGCACCGUCGGGCCAUUCGUUUAUACGACCGGAGCCCACACUACCAGUGAAGGUUAUUAGAGAGUGAUUAAGGAAAUGCUACUUAUAUGGCGGUUUGAAUGGUUGUGACUUUGUAUUUUUAGUGUUAUUGAUUCAUGAAAGCAUUGCUUGGAUGGUAUUAUAAUAAAAAUAACAUUGAUUAUGGUUUAUUUUGCA
Magnolia sinica is the source of this 728-nucleotide messenger RNA. RefSeq names its product protein SEED AND ROOT HAIR PROTECTIVE PROTEIN-like. NCBI's taxonomy places the organism in Eukaryota, Viridiplantae, Streptophyta, Magnoliopsida, Magnoliales, Magnoliaceae. The transcript has 2 exons. Bases 63 to 593 code for a protein of 176 amino acids. The record is from RefSeq and is a predicted model, not a curated record.